Molecule: messenger RNA, 420 nt
Organism: Caenorhabditis briggsae
Lineage: Eukaryota; Metazoa; Nematoda; Chromadorea; Rhabditida; Rhabditidae
Exons: 2
Coding region: 1-420 (139 amino acids)
Source: RefSeq, a predicted model, not a curated record
AUGAGCAGCAGCCAAAUUCGAAACAAAAUCGGACAGGCGAUGUCUAAAAUUCGUCGUUGUCUGGAAGUGGAUCGUCUUCAGCCAUCGGAACAAGGAAUUCAAAAUUUGGAUUUGAUUCAACUGAAGAAAGUUCUCAAAGACAACUGGGAUAACCACCAUCGUCUGGUAAAAAACAUGAACGCCCUUAUGCAACUGGACAUUUCCUGGGCAGCUUUGAUCAUGGACAAUCCGUCGGAAAGACGUCAAAAAAGAGAAUUCAUCGAGAGUAAUGGAAACUAUGCCGCUCUCUGGGAGUCAUGCAGUCAAGCUAUCAGACACAACAAGAGACUGUAUGAGGCAACGAUGAGAUUGAUUCUUCAAAGACAUCCGGACGCUAAUUUGCCGAUUCGCUUGAUCUUUGAGAUCUUUGAUUAUUCAUAA